GCGUCUGUUGGCAAGGCACUUUACGGCUGUCGUGCUGUUCGUGUCAGUCAACAUGGAGGGAGAGGAAUCGGAGAAGGCCGCAACGGAGCAAGAGCCGCUGGAAGGGACAGACCAGGAUCUAGACGCGGAGGAGGAGCAGGAGGAAUCCGAAGAAGCGGCCUGUGGCAGCAAGAAGCGGGUAGUGCCAGGUAUUGUGUACCUGGGCCAUAUCCCGCCGCGCUUCCGGCCCCUGCACGUCCGCAACCUUCUCAGUGCCUACGGCGAGGUGGGACGCGUUUUCUUUCAGGCUGAGGACAGGUUCGUGAGACGCAAAAAGAAGGCAGCAGCAGCCGCGGGAGGAAAAAAGCGGUCCUACAGCAAGGACUACACCGAGGGAUGGGUGGAGUUCCGCGACAAGCGCGUAGCCAAGCGCGUGGCGGCCAGUCUCCACAACACGCCUAUGGGUGCCCGCAGGCGCAGCCCCUUCCGUUAUGACCUGUGGAACCUCAAGUACUUGCACCGUUUCACCUGGUCCCACCUCAGCGAGCACCUUGCCUUUGAGCGCCAGGUGCGCAGGCAGCGCCUGAGAGUGGAGGUUGCUCAGGCCAAGCGUGAGACCGACUUUUAUCUUCAAAGUGUGGAACGGGGACAACGCUUUCUUGCUGCUGAUGCGGACCCUGCCCGCCCAGAUGGCUCCUGGACAUUUGCCCAGCGUCCUACUGAGCAGGAACUGAGAGCCCGGAAAGCAGCACGGCCAGGGGGGCGUGAACGGGCUCGCCUGGCAACUGUCCAAGACAAGGCCCGCUCCAACAAAGGGCUCCUGGCCAGGAUCUUUGGAGCCCCGCCACCCUCAGAGAGCAUGGAGGGAACUUCCCUGGUCGGCGACUCAUGAGGGCCAGGAAGGCCCCUUCCAUCUCCUGGCCCUGCUCUGCUUCCUGUCCACCUCAUACUAGAAGGAUUGUGACUACCCAGGCAGACAUUUUAUUGUGUUUUUCAGACCAAAUGUCUCUGGUCAGGGCCCAAACGUGUUUUUGUGGGCUUCUACUGUUCCCUCUUCGAACUCCUGUACAUGCCUGGCUGAGUCACCUAAUUCAUACUGUCAUACUAACAUGAUUAUGACUACUGCAUAUGCUUGUUUUGUUUGACUCUUGACUGCCUGCCUCUUAAAAAUCCCACUUCCUGCCUCCAGGAAGGGCCUUUAUUUCCAACAAGGGGGAUAAUGCCUAGUCCAGGCAAUCUUUUUCUGUUUAGUAGUCACAGGUGAGGGUGGUAUUAGCAUCUUUUUUAUGUAGAAAAAAUGACAGUUAAUGGGGUUGGGAAGAAAUACAGUUCUUCCAAAUGUGUUUGUAGAAAAUAAAAAUAUUUUUAUAUGCCUUUUUAUUUUUAUUAGGGGGCAUUGGACAAAUUUCAACUUUGAUUUUGUGUUCCCUUCACCUUCAUUCCAUCUCUUGAUCUUAGAGCACCCCCACCCCCAUCAUCCACCUUGCCAUUUAAUCUGGGUUUUUUUUUUUCUGUUUAAUUUCUGUCUACUUAAUAUCUUAGCCCACUUUAUCAGUCAGUUAAGUCAGCAUUUUAUAAGCCAUUGUUUGAGGAGGAAACAGUGACAAUAGAUAAUAACACAUGGCCCUUGGCAUUAAGAGUCUUCAGGCCACUAGUAGAAGAUAGGCAUCAUGGUAGAUGCAUAUAAGGGAUGGAGUGGGGGCCACGGCAGGUCAUAGAGUGCUCUCAGUGGGAACCUGAUUGAUGAUCACAGUCUUCAGAGAUGAGUCAGUCCUCGCCAACUUUUCUAGGUCAUUCCUAGAAAGUAAACUGGAAAAUGAUAAAGCAGAAGUCUCAAAGAGUAUGAUGUGCUCCCAUAAUUGCAAACAAUGCUUCCUGGGUGGAGUGUUGGGUUGGAACCACUGAAAAGGUGGGCAAAGCUUAGUAGAGAACCAGUGCACCUCAGGUUAUAUAUUGUGGGACUGGGGCAAGGGAGGGUUCACAAAUAGGCAAAGCAGCCCUGUAGGCUUCAAAGGAUCAGUGUAAGCCACUACAAGGAACUGAAAACCUAGGUUUUAAUCAGUCUACACAGUCUCAUGUAGACCAAAAUGCUGAUCAUUUUCGAGGCUGUUUCAGAAAGUGUCAGUAUGAUUAUAAUUAUUUGUAUUUUGCUUGUGCUGUUUUUGUUUUUCUUCUGUCAGUGUGAUGAUCUGUGUGUUUUAUGGGGUACAGUGAAUUUGUCUACUUUGCCUGUAAAAUAUACUAGCCACAUUGUGGAUAGGUGCACUUUAUUUGGAAGAAUGAAAAGAAUCAUACAGUAAAGCUUGGUAUAAUAUUUCUCACAACCCACAUACCUCUUAUACUUGGCACACAAACUACAUUUCCACUUAGAAACUUUUGUCUUGUUUUUGUGUUUAUUUCUUGUGGGUUUGCAUGUGGAUUGUUUCCACAUGCCAUUGAUGUCUCCAAGUGAACCGGAAAAAUCCAGAAUCAGAAUUUGACAGGCUGACUUUGAUUUAUUCAGAAUUCCAAGUGCCCACUGCCACCUCUGCUAGAUAAAGAGAUACCAAGGUGAAGAAGAAACUUUCCGUCAAGUUGCUGACAGCUUGGAAAGUACCAGACAUAGUGGUACUUUAGGGGUUUUAUUUAAGACUUUCUUGAAUGAAGAAAGAAAUUGCAUUCCCAGGGUGGACAGCAUUAGAUAAUAGUAUGUUCAAGGGUUUGUAUUUCAGACUCGAUCUCCAAAACAGUUCAGUACAAAGAGCUCACACCUGUGGCCAUGCAAGCUGGGUAAGUCAAAAGUGAGGAAUGAGAAUAAGUGGUUGGAAGAAAAUAUCCCAGGAACUUUCAUUUUGACUUUAAGCCUAUUGAGGGCAGGAAAAUAAUUACUUUUACAUCCAUAAUUUUUUUUCUAUUUAAACAGCACUUUGUUUUUUUAUAUGACUUAACUCAUUGAAUCCACAACUAUAUAAUGUUAUGCCCCAUUAAAAGUGAGCUCAGAGAUAAGACUCA
Molecule: messenger RNA, 2970 nt
Organism: Sapajus apella (tufted capuchin)
Lineage: Eukaryota; Metazoa; Chordata; Mammalia; Primates; Cebidae
Gene: ABT1
Product: activator of basal transcription 1
Exons: 3
Coding region: 53-871 (272 amino acids)
Biological process (GO): small-subunit processome assembly; endonucleolytic cleavage in ITS1 to separate SSU-rRNA from 5.8S rRNA and LSU-rRNA from tricistronic rRNA transcript (SSU-rRNA, 5.8S rRNA, LSU-rRNA); endonucleolytic cleavage in 5'-ETS of tricistronic rRNA transcript (SSU-rRNA, 5.8S rRNA, LSU-rRNA)
Cellular component (GO): nucleolus
Molecular function (GO): RNA binding
Source: RefSeq, a predicted model, not a curated record